AUGGGAGCUAUGAACGGACUGCGCAAGCACUUCACUAUGGGACUGGUGCUACUGAUGUGCACGCUUACCGGCCACUGCAGCGAGAGCGCGCCCUCAGCGGCCCCGGCUACGGCUGCAACCGGAAAGGACGCGCAGCACGACCUGAGGCGGAUGAUAGAGAUCGUGAAACAUGUGGAGGAGAGCCGGGGUCGGCACACCGCGAAAACGGAAGCCCCGUCAACAUCGCGGGUGAAGACAUCUUCGGUGGAGCCAAAGGAUUUACGCAACUUGAAAACAGACAGGGAUCAGGCUGUCGUUGUGUUUCCCAGGGACCUCAGAAAGAAGGAGAAAUUUAUAAAACAUAUAACAGGUCCACUCUACUUUAGUCCCAAGUGCAGGAAGCAAGUGUACAGAGUCUACCACCACACCAGAGAAUGCACGAUACCUGCAUACUUCAAAAGAUGUGCGCGGCUUCUCACACGGCUAGCCGGCAGCCUGCAGUGCACAGAGGGGUAGCACACACAAGGUUGAAGCCAAACACAAGUUUUCCAGAAGAAAAAAAAAACUUGGGGGAAAAAAGUGCCUUGGACAGUUAGAUGGAAGCAUAAAUAUUACUCUGACUGAUAUUAGGCACGGUAUUGUCCUACAGUGAGGUCUGUUCUGCUAAGGCGUGGAUUACUGCCACCCAUCGCUCUGGCUGGGCCUCGAUGGUUAGCUGUCACCGUGAGGGAGCAACAACGCAAUAAAACCAGACCAAGAUAAAGAUGGUGAAACUGAAGCGUGGAGAAGAAAAACAAACAAGUGGCCGAGAGAAACAAUCAUGGAGACAUUUUUUCCCUGCUGGCAUCCAAAAAGAUGUUGCUUAAAAAACAAAAAGAAAAAGGGAUUGCAUAUUUUUAUUUUGUUCAUUUCUUUAAGAAAAGAGCAAAAUCCAAAUGUACUAUUUUCAGUAUGACUUGCCAUCUGUGAUCGGUUUGCUCUGUAUGAGUGUUUGGGGUUUAGCCCAUCCCUUCUACUACUGCACUACCUAUUACGCAGACAAACCGCUCUCCCAGACCCCCGGCUGGCAGUCACGGUAUAGUUUCAUCCACUCGUGCUCACACUGAGAAAGAACUGUGAUUAAAUUAUUAACUGCAUGACCAUUUCUCUGUGUCUUUGCAAGACAUGUUUAAAAGGAAGUGGCGGUUGUAAGUCACAGACCUCCUGUGGAUCUUGGUAGAACGUGGUACAGUCUAUAUUUAUAUAUUUGAAGUGUCACAUGGUUCCACUGUACAUAAUGUAGGCCAUGACCAUUUACACCAGGAGAAACAUGUACAUACUGUAAAACAAAGCAUAGGAGGAAUCCACCUAUCUACCUUAAAUUAAAGUGACUGGCAUUUAUCAAAUGGGUGUUAAAUACAUAUAUAUAUAUUUAAAAAUGAAAUAUAUUUAAAUAAAUUAUACGAUUGGUA
Messenger RNA from Seriola aureovittata, 1430 nucleotides. RefSeq names its product ALK and LTK ligand 2a-like. Gene Ontology annotation, biological process: positive regulation of ERK5 cascade; positive regulation of ERK1 and ERK2 cascade. The transcript has 5 exons. The record is from RefSeq and is a predicted model, not a curated record. Lineage: Eukaryota; Metazoa; Chordata; Actinopteri; Carangiformes; Carangidae. Bases 1 to 495 code for a protein of 164 amino acids. Gene Ontology annotation, molecular function: receptor signaling protein tyrosine kinase activator activity; receptor tyrosine kinase binding.